AUGAAACGUUCACACAUGCUUCCGCAUUACCGUCCCGAUGCCAUCAAUAAUGAAGCCGGGCGGGAAAAAACAAAACGGGCCACCUCUCCCGGCGAGGCGCCCGCCGACACUACAGCCUCCUCGUCAAAGAUCAGAAUUGCAUAUCUGGGUUGCGUUAAUGAGCGGCGGGGGGGAGGGAUGGAGGGGGGAGGGGGGGGGGCACCCGGCCCGGUGGGGGUCGAAAAAGUGGCACCGCUCGCGCGCGAAUAUAAAUUCAUCGCCAAAAAAUCAUUACGCGGGGGUGGUAUUACUGCUCUCUGCGCGAGUUCGUUCCUAUAG
Molecule: messenger RNA, 318 nt
Organism: Danaus chrysippus (African queen)
Lineage: Eukaryota; Metazoa; Arthropoda; Insecta; Lepidoptera; Nymphalidae
Source: the annotation of a GenBank genome assembly